This is a messenger RNA of Aegilops tauschii subsp. strangulata, 1516 nucleotides long. RefSeq names its product E3 ubiquitin-protein ligase SINA-like 3. The record is from RefSeq and is a predicted model, not a curated record. Gene Ontology annotation, molecular function: zinc ion binding. NCBI's taxonomy places the organism in Eukaryota, Viridiplantae, Streptophyta, Magnoliopsida, Poales, Poaceae.
AUCAAUUAAGCAGGAAACUACGGAAAGAAAAUGCGCUUACAUUUAUGUUCUUCAAUUUUUCUAGAACAACAUGGUUCUGCAAUAGUCAACCUUUUAUCGCACACUUGUAGGUACUUAAAAGAAAGACAACAUUAAUAUAUAGAUAAACUAGCAAUAAUGAAAUUGAUUAAGAGCACAGCUUAUAUCUAUUCCAUAUAAGUUUGGGAAUGGAAACCACAUUGAGGAAGCAUUUAUAGUGUAGUUUGGCUGCCUCGGCACCAUUUGUUCUUCUCCUCUCCCACCUCCUGGAAAAAGUUUGGCCCGAGACACACAGACAGCGGUUUUCUUUCCCCAAAGGCCAACCAGGAUGCAAGGCGCCGCCGUCGAGGGGAGGAGUAGGGAUUCGCCGGACAAGGCCGGCGAGAGCGCCAAGAAGGCGCGGCUGGACCUGCCCGAAGGCCAUGUGAGGCAAGAGGCGGCCGGAGGAGGAGACGGAGGCGCCAUCGUCGCGGCGGCGUACAGCCCGCGAGUGGAGCUCGCCGUGAGGAUCGACAAGCAAGUGCUCCACUGCCCCCUCUGCACCGUCCCCUUCAAGCCUCCCGUAUUCCAGUGCAAAGCGGGGCACCUGGCCUGUGGUAGCUGCGUGGCCCAGCUGCCCUUUGGGCAGUGCAAGCCAUGCGUGAACGGCGGCGGCUUCUUCAACCCCUGCCCUGCGCUGGAUGCCGUGGUGUCCUCUACCAGGAUCGGGUGCCCCAACGCCGGCUGCCAAAGGUACGUGACCUACCACGAGGUCGCCGAGCACCAGAAAGCGUGCCCGCACGCGCCCUGCCACUGCAUGGAGCCCGGCUGCGGCUACGCCGGCGCGCCGCAGGCGCUCGCCGGCCACCUCUACACCAUCCACUCGGUGCCGGUGCGCGCCGUGCAGUACGGCAAGGUCAGCAAGUUCCAGCUACCGGUGUCGGCACCGCGGCUGGUACUCCUCGGCGACGAUAACAACCACGUGUUCGUCCUGACCGUGGGCGCGCUCGGCGCCGGCGCGGCCGCCGUGUCGGUGGUGUGCGCCAGGGCGAGGGCGGCGACGCGGCCCCGAUUCACGUGCAAGAUGUGGGUCAACCUGGAGCGGCCCCCGGCGGCGGCGGCGAACUGCAGCAAGCAGGACAUGGUGCUGGUGGACAUGCAUAUAAGGAGCAGCUCGUCGCCCGGCGCGGUGGCCGCCGCGGACGAGCCGACAUUCCUGCCGGUGCCGCGGAUGUACCUGGUUCCAGCAGCAGCAGGGGAGGGGGUGCCCAUGGAAGUUCCCCUGCACAUCCGCAUCGACAAGGUCUCCCCUUGGUCCGUGUGAUCAGGUCCACCGCUUCUGUGUUGAUGGGAAACAAACGAUGCAUUCAAGGCAGUUCGUGCUUUCUUAUUUUGGAGUUGCAGCUGAAACUAUUCGGGUGAUGUUAAUUAUAGUAGAUACAGUUCAUCUUUAAUGUUAUUGUAGGGUACUGUAUUUAAGUCGGAGGAUAUUAUGCUUGGUGCUAAUCCUGUCGUGAAA